Molecule: messenger RNA, 1077 nt
Organism: Andrographis paniculata
Lineage: Eukaryota; Viridiplantae; Streptophyta; Magnoliopsida; Lamiales; Acanthaceae
Exons: 1
Coding region: 1-972 (323 amino acids)
Cellular component (GO): Golgi membrane
Molecular function (GO): hexosyltransferase activity
Source: RefSeq, a predicted model, not a curated record
AUGAAGUCCAAUGGUGUUUUUCAUGGCAAAAACUUCAUCAUCUCGAGCUUCAUCUUCAUCAUCUUCCUCUGUGUAUUAGCCUCGAUCAACGAGGUCCGGUUCGACGCCCUUUUAAAGUUCGGACAAUGUGCAUUUACUCGAUCGUAUACUCAAAACUCGACAAAUUCCACCGCUAUAGCAUCAUCAUCGUCGUCGUCGUCAUUAUCAUCAGGUGAAGAAAUUAGAAUCUUGAUCGGGAUCUUGACGAUCCCCGAUCACUACCACAAGCGUCACUUCCUCCGUCUUGUCUACGGUACACAACCACUCGUCGGGGCCCGCGUCGACGUAAAAUUCGUGUUUUGCAAUCUGACUAAAGAAGAUCAAAAAGUUCUCGUCGCGCUCGAAAUCAUGCGCUACGACGACAUAAUCAUCCUCAAUUGUCGAGAAAACAUGAACAAGGGUAAGACCUACACGUUCUUCUCGAGCCUACCCGAUAUGCUCGUAAACGAAACGAACACAUCUCAUCCGCCGUAUCAUUACGUGAUGAAAGGCGACGACGAUGUGUACUUUAGGCUACAAAAUUUGGUCGAUUCGCUAAACCCGUUGCCUAGACAAGACUUGUACUACGGCUACGUUAUCCCUUGCCCGAGCAUGGACCCGUUCGUGCACUACAUGUCGGGCAUGGGGUAUUUAGUGUCGUGGGAUAUCGUCGAAUGGGUUAGGGACUCGGAUAUCCCGAAGAAACAUCUAGAAGGGCCCGAAGAUAAGGUGUUCGGGGAAUGGUUGCGGGAUGGACACCGGGCUAGGAAUCGACACAACGCGAAAUGGUCGAUGUAUAAUUACCCGGAGCCGCACACGGGAUGCACACAUGAGCUGUGGCCGGACACCAUUGCUGUUCAUCUUUUGAAGAAUCAAGAAAAAUGGAUUCGAACGUUGAAUUAUUUCAAUGUGACUAAGGAUUUGAAGCCAUCCAAAUUGUAUCAUAUACCUUGAAGGCUUUUUUCUUUUUUUUUUGGGGGUUAGUAUGUGAUUUUUGGUGUUUAGUUGAUUGGUUGUUUUGGUAGAAUUGUUGUUGUGUUCUAACACAUUGAAGCUAAU